This is a messenger RNA of Ostreobium quekettii, 927 nucleotides long. The record is from the annotation of a GenBank genome assembly. NCBI's taxonomy places the organism in Eukaryota, Viridiplantae, Chlorophyta, Ulvophyceae, Bryopsidales, Ostreobiaceae.
AUGAGUCUGACGCUGAGCAACGCCUUCGCUGCCCUCGAGGUUAGAAAGGCCAAGAAGAAGAAGGCGAGGGAGUCAGAGAGGAAGAAGAAGGGGGGAAGGGGAGCGGCGGGAGGGCAGGACUCGCUGCAGCUGGAGAGGGAGAUUUUCAGCAGGCCGCAGCUGAACGUCAGCAACUGGGCCGACUGCGACGAUGACGAGGACGACUUCGACGCAGGGGUCGGUCCAGAGGCAGCUGAGGACCCAUCCACAGGUCACAAGGACGCCAAUCAGGAAGAUGGCCACGACAGUGAGGAGGAAAUUGAUUUGGAGAAGGAGUUUGGUGUGGAGCUUGGUCCGGAGGGUGAAGCAGAAGCUGAUGCUGAAGCCGAGAAUCUCACAGAAAAUGGUGAGGAUGAUGCGGGAGAGGAUGGGGAAGCACAGGAGCAGGAACCUUUGCCCACAUACAACAGGAGUGAAUCAAAUCUAGGGCGUCAAUUGUCCAAAAAAGAGCUCAAAAAGAAGGAGAUGGCAGAGUUGGAGGCCAUGCUUGCAGAGAUGGGCAUCGCCCCUGACGAGUCCAGCAAGAAAGAAGGAGAUGGGGAGGGCAGCAGCGGCCUGAGGAAGAAGAAGAGCACCAAGAAGAAGCUGUCUAUAUCUGAGCCUGCAACUGGAGACACUGCAACAACUGUAGCUGCACAAGAUGCAAAAGCAGGAGAGAAAGAAAAUGGAAGCGCAUCUGUACAAGCUCCCACUGCAAAGGAGGAUUCAGAUGCAGCAAAGGUGCUGAAGUCAAAGAAGAAGUCCCAGAAAAAGCUCCCCAGCGCAACAGAGUUGGCUGCAGCAGAGGCAAAGGCCCGCAUGAAAAAGAAGGGGAAGAAGGAUACAAAACACUACAACCAGGUGAUGCUUGCUGUGUGUGGCUCCCACAAUGCUUCAUGCAACACGUAG